This is a messenger RNA of Vanessa tameamea, 751 nucleotides long. Its product is annotated as dTTP/UTP pyrophosphatase. The transcript is spliced from 4 exons. Gene Ontology annotation, molecular function: nucleoside triphosphate diphosphatase activity. The record is from RefSeq and is a predicted model, not a curated record. Bases 103 to 723 code for a protein of 206 amino acids. NCBI's taxonomy places the organism in Eukaryota, Metazoa, Arthropoda, Insecta, Lepidoptera, Nymphalidae.
CUUGAUUUGAUAAGGUUCGCGUGGAAAUAGGUUGAAUAUAGAUUUUAUGUAAAAUUAAUAUUUGCCGAAUAAAUAGAUACAAGAGUUUUUUUAUACGUAAUAAUGUUACAACCGGUGAUGCAUGUGUUAAAACAAAAAAACAUAAUAUUGGCGAGUGGGUCACCUAGAAGAAAAGAGUUAAUUGAAAAUAUUGGUUUGAAAGUUGGUCUUUGCCCAUCACUCUUUGAGGAAAAUCUCGAUCCAAAAAAAUUUAAGAAUUUUUCAGAAUUCGUUGAGGAAACAGCUCUGCAGAAAGUUCUAGAAGUAGAUAACCGAUUAAAGUUGCAGGGUAAUCCUCCAGAUGUUGUUAUUGGUGCUGAUACAAUGGUUACUCUCGAUGGAACUAUGUUUGGCAAACCCACAUCGGAAGAAGAAGCUUUUGACAUGCUGAACAGACUGUCAGGAAGAAGUCAUACUGUGUACACUGGUGUUGUGCUCAAGGCGAUGGACAAAACAGUUAAAUUCACAGAAAAAACAGAUGUUACUUUUGGAAAAUUGGAUGAAGAACAAAUUAAGGGAUACAUAGCCACCGGAGAACCUAUGGAUAAAGCCGGAGGCUAUGGUAUACAAGGAGUGGGUGGCACAUUUGUUGAGAGGGUCGAAGGUGACUAUUUCACUGUGGUUGGUUUGCCGCUAUAUAGGCUGUGUUCUGUACUCUAUGACAUGUUUAAAGAAACUAAAUAAGUGACUAUCAAUAGCUCUUAGGAUGAAU